Messenger RNA from Cladocopium goreaui, 832 nucleotides. The record is from the annotation of a GenBank genome assembly. Lineage: Eukaryota; Dinophyceae; Suessiales; Symbiodiniaceae.
CGAACGUAGCUUGGGGGUGCCCGGGGCCCCCCUUGGUGGGCUUUGACCUUGAGGUCAGGCUUCGCCAUGACGUGGAAACUGAUGGCGCUGGUUUCCAUCGCUGCUGCCAUGCACGGACGGAUCCAAUGCCCAGGAACUGGAGGAACUUGCCAUUGUAACUGCAAGAUGGCUCAACAGAUGCCCAUGGCGCCAAUGACCCCCAUGACCCCGGGCCUUCCACCGCCGCCCCCGGCCGCCCCGGUGGUGCCGCCGCUGCCGCCGCCCGCCGCGCCCCUGGUGGCGCUGCCGCCGCCGCCGGAGGCGCUGCCGGCGCAGCCGCUGGUGCAACUGCCACCGUUGCCGGAGAUCUCACACCUGGGGCCGGAGGACAUCCCGAAACUUACCACGCCUCCACCACCGCCAUCCCCCAUGUCUGAAGAUGACGUCAAAAAGGCGAUGUUGAAGUGGUUGAGCCCUGGAGAACUGGAUCAGAGGCAGCAACAACUUGAAGACUUGAAAGAGAUGCAGAAGAGCACUCGCGAAGAAAUGGCCAAGGCGUUGACGGCGGCAGGCACGUCGAUGGCUGACCAUGCCAUGCAGCAGCAGAUCAUCAAACAUCAGACGGCUGCCGCUGCGAUGGCAGGUGCACCAGCUCCAGCCCCUGCGCCGGCAGCCAAAGGAGCCUUGCUGGAAGUCGCAACAAGGGCAACGCAGCAUCUGCGUGGCCGUGAGGUCAUCGAAGGGCAGCGCUGUGAUUGUGAUUAAGGCGGCCGGGGGUGGUGAGAUCAGAGCCAUUCAAGCCUCGUGCCAAGUGAGCCAUUCAUGCCAUAUGCUGGUUGCUUGGUUAAUAUAU